GGGUAUACCGUUCCUAAUGUACAAAGAAUCGGCAUUUUCUCGGCAACUUAACGGCAAACCGAGAGCGGCUUUUAUGUUUUCGGGCCGAAAGUGGCUACUCCUCGGUCACUCGCUACCGGGAGACCAUAUUUCGUGCCAAAACCGAUCCGCAGGAUGUUUUGCCGGCUCCAUCUUCCGGACUCCGGACCGCGUUCGGUUAGCAAGCUGUAAAGCGGUACCAAAUUGGGCGUGGGCCCCUGUGUCAUUCGCGUUUGAAAUUCGCGCCGCAUUGUUUGACAUUUUUGACUGACUGACAUCCUCUGUCAUCAGUGUCAUCGCGGCGCGGCCAUUUUGCUUGUCUUUUGUAGCGGUUGUUGUGGCGUCUGUGCAUAAUCAUAAUAUGGUUCGUCAGUUUUUGUGUUUACUAAAUUUGAAAUGCAAUAGCAUCAGAUAUUAGCACUAUUCGCGUUGUUUGUUGUUCUUAUAUUUGGCUGCUGCUAGUGCUGCUGAUUUGUGUUGUAUUCCGAUUUCAAGUAAGCGUAGGCGGGAGGCAACAACUAAAAAAUUGAAAUGUCCGAGUCCCAGUCCCCUUUGAAUGGGCAAAACAAUUUGUAAGUACAAGUUCAUGUAAGAUACUCAAUCAAAUACACCUACCUUGAUAACAUUUCAAAAGAUACUAUAGUUUGCUGGAAUCUAUUUGAACCCAAUUAUGGCGUCUGCACCCAAAAAAAGUAAGAGACAAGAGCGGCGUUUAAUUGCCACUCAGAUGCAAUCAAUAUUGAGUGAUUUUACAUCCAUAAACGAGGCUUCGAGAUCUAAAAGUUCAGAGCCCAAGACAAUAUCUUCAAUUUGUGAAUCUCAUUUCGAACAAGAUGUCAAUAAUUCCCCAAGUAAUUCCCAAUCUAAUUUCCAAAUUGUGUCUGAUCCUGAUUUUGAGACACAAUCUGAAACUUCUAGCCUUGCUUCUAACAUUUGUCAUUCCAGUUUCAUUGAUAGUCACAGGUUAGUGAAACCCAGUGACAGUAUUGAAGCACAGGCAGGGCCUUCAACAGAAAGUGUGUUAUCAGAGACAGAGUUGGAUCACAUAUUUAGCUCAGAUUCUGACUCUGAUAUCGAGGAAUCUAACAAUGAGCAUGACAAAACAGAUAAUAAAAAUAAAACUGACCCUGUACUUGUGGAAAAUACAAACAUCAGUUUUUUAAGAGGAUGGGCAUUAAGAAAUAAUUUAACACAUAAGUCAGUAGUCGAACUAUUGAAAUGGUUUUCCACAAAUCCAGAUAUCAGUAACUUGCCCAAAGAUGCUCGUACUUUGUUACAAACACCCAGGCAUGUCAAUACAAUUCAAAUGGGUAAUGGUUUAUUUUAUUACUUUGGAUUAAGUCAAGGUAUCAUAAAAAUUUAUAACAAAUUUGAAAAUGAAAUUAUCCCCAAUCAAGUCCCCAAUAUAAUGAAUGAAUUUUUCUAUAAUUUGAGUUUUAAUGUAGAUGGAUUGCCAAUACAUAAGAGUACGAAGGAUUCCUUUUGGCCAAUUUUGUGUCGAGUAUUAAAUCAUCCAGAAGAACCCCCUUUUGUAGUAGCAAUUUACUGUGGGCCAGGUAAACCACCUCUUGAAGAUUUUUUUUCAGAAUUUGUAUCAGAAGUUAAUGAAUUAAAUGAAAACAAAUUAAAAGUUGGCAAAACUAUUAUUAAUAUAAAGUGUAAGUCAUUUUGCUGUGACACACCAGCUCGUGCAUACAUAAAAGCAACAAUGGCCCACAAUUCUUAUCAUGGCUGUGAUAAAUGUGUUGUCAAAGGUACUUAUUUUAAUAAAAGAAUGGUAUUUUUAGAUUCAAAAGCUGCUCUUAGAACUGAUUCUGGGUUUAUUAAUCAAGAAUAUAAUGAAUAUCAUAAAAAUAUCAGCCCCUUGUGUGAAAUAAAUAUUGGUAUGAUAUCAAGCUUUCCAGUUGAUUAUAUGCAUUCAGUUUGUCUUGGUGUUAUGAGAAAAUUAUUAUUUAUCUGGCGUGAUGGUAGUAGACUUUUUCGACUUACACCUGCAAAAUUAGAAACUCUUGAAAAUAAAUUAAAGGCUGUAAAAAAAUUUUGGCCAAUUGAAUUCAAUAGGAAACCAAGAAGCAUUAAAGAACUUGAACACUGGAAAGCAACUGAAUAUCGCCAAUUUUUAUUAUAUUUUUCUCCUCUUUUAUGUGAUAUUUUAUCACCACAUAUUUUUGCCAAUUUAAUGUUGCUUAAGUAUGCAAUGACAAUAUUGCUGGGUAAAGACUUGAAUAAGCUUUAUAAUGACUAUGCUGAUAAACUUCUUCGCCUAUUUGUGACUAAUGCAAUUAAUAUUUAUGGAAAAGAUUUUGGAAUUUACAAUGUACAUGUUCUAGUGCAUCUUGCACAAGAUGCAAAAGAAUUUGAUACAUUGAAUAACAUAAAUUGUUUUUGCUUCGAAAACUAUCUCGGUUUUUUAAAGAGAUUACUUAGAAAAUCUAAUCAAAGUUUACAACAAGUUGUCAAUAGGAUUCAUGAAGGUCGUGUCAUUGUCACAGAACCCAAUAAAAGUGAAAUUUCUGUUUCUGGAAAAGUCAUUAAUAUUGUAGGUAGUGAUCGAUUAUUUUAUCCCAAACUUUCUUGUAACAAUUGGACAUUUUCUGCCAAUGCUGGAAAUAAUUGUGCAAUUUUUAAAUAUAAUGAAAUUAUGCUUAUUGAUUGCUUCUUUACAGAAUCAAAUAAAAUUUAUAUUCAGGGCAAAAAAAUUAAUAUUAUAAAACCAUUCUUGAAAUACCCAACAGAAAGUGCGUUUAUUUCAUUAUUUGAAGUACAACAUAGCAAUAUUGAAGUUUGCAAAUUAUGUGAUGAAAUUGUUUCUAAAGCAAUUUUAUUGCCACAUUUUGAUAAGUAUAUUUGUUGUCCACUAAAUCAUUUUCUUUAAUUUUUUUUUCAUUUACAGUAUAUAUUAUGGUAAGUAGGUAUAGUCACUUUAUUCCAGCUGUUAGGUAGAAAACUCUGGGGACUAUAUUAUUGUUAUUGACAGAAGUUGUAUUUUUUUAAUGGGAUGCCUUGUAUAUUUUUGCAUUUUUGGAUUAUGAUUAAAAUUCCAAAGCAAAUUACAUGUAUUAUGUUCUGUACCCAAACUCAACUGCUUCGGGAAUAUUUACAGUUAAAACUUGACAUUUUUGCAACUUUGACAGACUUUAAAACCUUGAAAGUUCAAUUUUAGAGCAAAAUCGAUUUUACAUUCUAGUCUAAAUUUUUCAUAAGCUAUCAAUUAAUUAUUGACACUAACAGAUUAUGAAAAAAUAUGAAAUUUUAGGCAUGGAAAUCUCAAAAACCAGUUAAAAUAGAUAAUCCAAAGUGUGUCAAUAUAGCUAGUUUAUGAAUAACAAGACAAGAAUGUGAAAUCGGGAUUGCUCUAAAAUUAACCGUCAAGGUUUUACAGCCUGUCAAAGGUGCAAAAAUAUCAAGUUAUAACUGUAAAUAUUUCCGAAACAGUUGAGUUUGGUUAUAGGACAUUAUACAUAAAAUAAGCUUGUAAUUUUAAUCAAAAUUCAAAAAUGCAAUAAAAUACAGGGCACCGAUUUAAAAAAUUGAAACUUCCUUCAGAAUUUGACAUUUACAAUGUUUAUAUGUAAGAAUUGUAAGAUUUGAUUAAAACAUCUAGUGGUUCAGGUAAAAUGCUACAACUUUUGUAUUUAUCUUUUUUAACUAGCAACUGUAAUUACGACUGCAGGUGGUGUGCCAAUUUUUGGUGGACCACCCUGUACAAAUAAAAAAUAAUAUUUUUUUUUUAAUUCUAUAAUACCUAGCUGAUGAGUUGAGGCGUCUUUUCUGUGAGCUUCCAUUUCGAUUUUAGAUACCUUUAAAAUUCAACCACCAAUUUUUUGGAUUCUGAAAGUUUAAGUCAUAUUAAGUGAUAUUUUAUGGUAAUGGUUUUGUCAUAAUUAUUAUUAUUUUAUUUAAUUGCCAUCAUUGUAGGCAAUACCUAAUUGUUGAUUUUCCCGAGGAAAGCAAAAAUGGUGAGAUAAGCAUGGCUUUAAUAUCAAGCAGUUGGAUUUUUGAAGAGCAUGGCAUGUUAUACUGUUACUGGCCCGUCUAUAUAAAGUCUACACUUUUAAGAGAAAAAGUAGUUAAAAACCAUACCCCCUUAAUACCAAAUAAAUGCCUCAAAUGCGCCAUCAUGGUAAAGCAUAGUAGUGAUGACUAUGAACAGGCAAGUUUAAAGCUAAGAAAAUUAGAAGAAGAUGAUUUUUCACAAACAGACUCCGAAAGUAGAAAUUCACAAAAAAAAUCGUGCAAAUCAACCAAAAGAGAUGAAGAUUUCGUCUAUUUUGAGGCAAGCGAUAUUAGCGAUGAUGAAGAUCAUGAUAUUAUUCCUGUUCCUCCAAAAUUUCCAAAGGAGCCGAAGAAAAAAUCAUUCGCUGAACUAAAGCCAGUUGAUAGACCGCGAAAUAAUAAUAAUUAUUUUCUUCCACCAAGUAGUCCCAAACCCAAACCAAAUCAGGAUCAAAUAGAAGUCUCACCAAAUCAAGGCAACUAUGAAUGCCACUGCGAAAAAACUUCAAAAAUGGUGGAACGCCUGCUGCGCGACAUGCAAACGAUCAAAUUGGAUGUUAGAAGCCUGGUUUUGGAAUUAAACAAUAAUAAGUUGACCCAGUAUCAACAACUGGAUGCUCAGCUACGUUUCAAAGAUUACCAGGAGCUUCAAAAAUUCAAUGAAUCAUUAUUGGAAGAAGAUUACUUCAACAAAAUGCAAGCAUCAAUUUCUUUGUUGGGAGGCAGGGAUUUGAACGACACAACCAGAAAAAUUUUGUCACUUUUGGUGAGCCAUGAGCUAUCCCUGAAUAUAAAUUGGAUAGGGGCAAAUGAGAAAGGCAGCUUUCAAAAACUGGAGAAUGUUUUGAAACUUACAUAUGGAGCCGUUCGAAGAAACCAGGCAACAGCAAACGCUACAAAUUCGGAAAUUGAUAAUGCUAUUCGCAAUUGGCUGAAAAAUGCUCCUGAUAGGGCAGGAGGAAGGGCCAAUCGAAAAAAUAAAAAAUGAGUGUUUUACCUUAUUUAUAAAUUAGGGUAUUUUGUUCAAGUUGUUUAAAACUGCGCCAUUGAUUCCUUACUAUUAGAAUCUUGUGUAUUUAUUUUUUAAUUACAUUUGUAGCAUUCCAUUGACACAUUCUAGUCUUAUGAUGUGAACUAUAAAAAAUAUGUAUAAAUAUUUUUCGUUAUUUCAAUGUAUUUUUUUUUUAGACGGUUAUUCCAUAAUUUGUUUCUGAUAUCAAUAUAAAUGUAGUUUAAUUUUUUGGUUUAGUUUUUUGAAACUGCGCAUUUUAUUUAUGAUGUGUACACAUUUUCCGUUCCUUAUAAUAUAUUGGGAACUUUUUUUUAUCAUUUCUUUCAAGCUGUACAUAUUGACACAUUUCAAAAAUGUUAACUAAAAGAUUAAGUUAUCAUUCUGUAAAUAUGUAACUCUUUUGUCAUGUGACUAAUAAAUGGUCUAAUGUUUUU
Molecule: messenger RNA, 5460 nt
Organism: Phaedon cochleariae (mustard beetle)
Lineage: Eukaryota; Metazoa; Arthropoda; Insecta; Coleoptera; Chrysomelidae
Source: the annotation of a GenBank genome assembly